Indicator indicator is the source of this 5600-nucleotide messenger RNA. It is a transcript of the gene SHANK2, whose product is annotated as SH3 and multiple ankyrin repeat domains 2. Lineage: Eukaryota; Metazoa; Chordata; Aves; Piciformes; Indicatoridae. The record is from RefSeq and is a predicted model, not a curated record. Gene Ontology annotation, cellular component: postsynaptic membrane; dendritic spine; postsynaptic density. Gene Ontology annotation, molecular function: synaptic receptor adaptor activity; ionotropic glutamate receptor binding. The transcript has 24 exons. Bases 57 to 5600 code for a protein of 1847 amino acids.
GGUCACCCUCACAGCACUGCUGUCACCUGUAGGCUGACAGGAUACGAGCCGUGGCCAUGCCUCGUAGCCCAACGUCGAGCGAGGAUGAAAUGGCACAAAGCUUUUCUGACUACUCUGUGGAGUCUGAGUCAGACAGCUCCAAAGAGGAAACUAUUUAUGACACAAUCAGAGCAACUGCAGAGAAGCCAAGCAGCAGGAUGGAGGACAGUCAGAGCAACACGCUGGUGAUUCGGGUUAUCAUACCUGACCUGCAGCAAACGAAAUGCAUCAGGUUUAACCCAGAAGCUUCAGUGUGGGUUGCAAAGCAACGAAUUUUGUGCACUUUGAACCAGAGUUUGAAAGAUGUCCUGAAUUAUGGACUGUUCCAGCCUGCAAGCAAUGGCAGAGAUGGGAAGUUUCUGGAUGAGGAGCGACUCCUGAGGGAAUACCCACAGCCAGUGAAUAAAGGAGUUCCUUCACUGGAGUUUCGCUACAAGAAGAGAGUGUACAAACAGCUCAACCUGGAUGAGAAGCAGCUGGCCAAGCUCCACACCAAGGCUAAUCUGAGAAAAUUUAUGGAUCACGUUCACCACCUCUCAGUGGAAAAAGUCACAAAGAUGUUGGACCGAGGACUGGACCCAAACUAUCAUGACCUGGAAAGUGGAGAAACACCCCUGACUCUGGCAGUCCAGCUUGACAAUACAGUAGAAGUAAUAAAAGCUCUAAGAAAUGGAGGAGCACAUUUGGACUUCAGAGCCAGAGAUGGAAUGACAGCUCUGCACAAAGCUGCCCGAGCCAAGAACCCAGCAACCCUCAAGACCCUCUUAGAGCUCGGAGCAUCUCCUAACUACAAAGACAGCUGUGGGCUGACAGCUCUGUACCACACUGCUGUGGUGGGAGGGGAUCCUUACUGCUGCGAGCUCUUGCUGCACGAGCAUGCCGCCGUCAGCUGCAGGGAUGAGAACGGCUGGCAGGAAAUCCAUCAGGCCUGCCGGUACGGACAUGUCCAGCACCUGGAGCACCUCCUCUUCUACGGCGCGGACAUGGGCGCUCAGAACGCCUCGGGGAACACCGCGCUGCACGUCUGUGCCCUCUACAACCAGGAGAGCUGUGCAAGAGUGCUGCUGUUCCGGGGAGCCAACAAGGAGAUGAAGAAUUACAACAGCCAAACUCCAUUUCAGGUGGCUAUAAUAGCAGGAAACUUUGAGCUUGCUGAAUAUAUCAAGAACCACAGGGAAGCUGAUAUUGUGCCCUUCAGGGAGGCUCCCACCUACUCCAACAGGAGACGGAGACCUCCGAGCACCUUGGCAGCACCUCGGAUCCUGCUGCGUUCCAACAGCGACAACAAUCUCAACAUCAACAACCUCCCCGAGUGGUCAGCCUCCUCCUCUGCUUCCUCACACCGCAGCCUUUCACCUCACCUGCUCCAACAGAUGCAGAAUAAUCCCAAUGGAACUGUAAAAACUGUGGGCAGUUACCCUGCGUCCUCCAGGAGCCGCUCCCCAUCCCUCAACCGGCUGGGAGACGAUGGCAAGCGGCAGCAGCACAGGCACAUCAGUGCUGUGUACAGCCCCGGUGCCAACAAGGAUUCGCUCUCUGCCUUGGACUAUCAGGGUCCCAAACGCAAGCUUUACAGUGCUGUACCUGGGAGACUUUUUAUUGUUGUAAAGCCAUAUCAGCCUCAAGGAGAAGGGGAAAUUCAUCUGCACAAAGGAGACAGAGUCAAAGUGCUGAGCAUUGGUGAAGGUGGAUUCUGGGAAGGCAGCGCCCGGGGCCACACUGGAUGGUUUCCUGCCGAAUGCGUGGAAGAGGUCCAGUGUAAACCAGGUGAAAGCAAAGCAGAAACACGAACAGAUAGAACAAAGAAGCUGUUCAGACACUACACAGUGGGAUCUUAUGACAGCUUUGAUGCUUCAAGUGACUGCAUAAUAGAAGAAAAGGCAGUGGUCCUGCAGAAAAAGGACAAUGAAGGAUUUGGAUUUGUGCUCAGAGGGGCAAAAGCUGACACACCAAUUGAAGAAUUCACCCCAACUCCAGCCUUUCCUGCUUUGCAGUACUUGGAAUCUGUGGAUGAAGGGGGAGUAGCAUGGCAAGCUGGCCUGAGAACUGGAGACUUUUUGAUCGAGGUUAAUAAUGAGAAUGUAGUGAAAGUUGGCCACAGGCAGGUGGUGAACAUGAUUCGCCAAGGGGGCAACCACCUCGUCCUUAAGGUCGUCACAGUAACCAGGAAUCUUGAUCCAGAUGACACAGCUAGAAAGAAAGCCCCACCACCUCCUAAGCGAGCUCCAACCACUGCACUGACCUUGCGGUCUAAGUCAAUGACCUCAGAGCUUGAAGAGCUUGUGGACAAAGCUUCAGUACGGAAGAAGAAGGAUAAGGUGGAUGAAAUAGUUCCAGUUUCCAAGCCAUCAAGAAUUGCAGACAAUGCAACUGUGGACUCCAGAGUGGCAACUAUUAAACAGCGGCCUUCUAGUAGAUGUUUCCCUUCAGCUACAGAUAUGAAUUCCAUGUAUGAGAGACAGGGUAUUGCUGUGAUGACGCCCACUGUACCAGGGAGUCCUCAAGGUCCUUUUCUGGGUAUACCUCGGGGUACAAUGAGAAGACAAAAAUCCAUAGGUAAAAUGCUUCUCAUGUAUAGAAUAACAGAGGAAGAACGACAGUUCUUGGCUCCUCCUAUGCUGAAGUUUACCAGAAGUCUUUCGAUGCCUGACACCUCUGAAGAUAUCCCACCACCACCGCAGUCCUUACCUCCUUCACCACCGCCACCUUCUCCCUCUCUCUACAACUCUCCCAAAUCCCCAACGUCAAGGAGCUAUGGAACUAUCAAACCUCCCUUUAAUCAGAAUUCAGGUUCAAAAAUCGCUUUGGUGAGGCCCGAGAACAUAGGGACAAUGAUUAGGGACAAAGGGAUCUACUUCAGACGAGAGCUGGACCGAUACUCCCUGGACUCUGAGGACCUGUACAGCCGGAGCGCCGCAGCUCAGGCCAACUUCAGGAAGAGAGGCCAGAUGCCAGAGAACCCCUACUCCGAGGUGGGGAAGAUCGCCAGCAAGGCUGUGUAUGUGCCAGCCAAGCCGGCGAGGCGAAAGGGGAUGCUGGUGAAGCAAUCCAAUGUGGAAGACAGUCCAGAAAAGACCUGCUCCAUUCCCAUCCCAACCAUUAUCGUGAAAGAGCCAUCCACCAGCAGCAGCGGGAAAAGCAGCCAAGGCAGCAGCAUGGAAAUCGACCCUCAGUCUUCAGAGCAACCCGGGCAACUCCGACCUGACGACAGCUUGGGUGUCAGCAGCCCGUUUGCGGCAGCCAUUGCUGGAGCUGUGAGGGACAGGGAAAAGAGGCUGGAAGCAAGGCGUAAUUCUCCGGCUUUCCUUUCCACUGACCUGGGAGAUGAGGACGUUGGACUGACGCCGCCGACGCCGCGGAUGAGGCAAUCGAAAUUCACCGAUGAAGCAAUGUUUAGCAGCGAAGAUGGUUUCAGACAGCUGAUGUCACCAUCUCCAAUUCCUGCCCCUAGGGAGCCUGAAAAUCUUUUUAAUAGCAGUGAGCCCAGCAGUCAAAGUGAUCCAAGGACAUUGAACGCUUCAUCCAAAACGAAAGGUACUGAGAACAGCACAGUGGCAGCUAAGCCCAGCAACGCGCCCAGCCCAGAGAGCUACGUACACCCGGUCACGGGGAAGCUGCUAGAUCCAAACUCCCCGCUAGCCCUCGCUCUCUCUGCCAGGGACAGAGCCAUGAAAGAACAAACGCAGCAGAUUCCAGGCAAAGGGGACACUGUUAAAGCUGACCUUAACAAACCACUUUACAUCGAUACGAAGCUGAGACCCAACAUUGAGACAACUUUUCCCGUCACUGCGACUGUCAGCAGGCAGAACACUCGCGGCCCAUUGAGAAGGCAGGAGACUGAGAACAAGUACGAGGCGGAUGUGGGGAAGGAGAAGAAACCAGAGGAGAAGAAGAACAUGUUGAUAAACAUUGUGGAUACCUCGCAGCAGAAGUCUGCUGGCUUGUUAAUGGUUCACACCGUAGACACGGCCAAAUCAGAUGAUUCACCUGAAGAUGAAGAGGAGAAGACAGCCGAGAUGGAGCCGAACCCUGAAGACUACCCAGCAGAGAGGCCGGAGGGCAGCGAGGAAGUGGAGGGCGAGCUGAAUGUGCCUGCCGUGCCCGAGCCCCCGGCAUCUCCCUGCAAAACCAUGGUGGCGGCGAGCUCCGUCGACGACCCUGUCAUCCUGCCCUUCCGCAUCCCCCCGCCGCCCUUGGCCUCGGUGGACAUCGAUGAGGAGUUCCUGUUCACCGAGCCGCUGCCACCCCCCUUAGAGUUCGCCAACAGCUUCGACAUCCCCGACGACCGCGCGGCUCCCGGCACGGCUCUGACGGACUUGAUGAAGCAGCGGAAGAACGGCACGCCCGCCCCUGCGCCCUUUGCCCCUGGCCAGCCAGCAAACUCCUUGGACAGUAAAAAGCAAGUGGGUCUCUCAAACUGUUUGCCUGCCUCCUUCCUGCCACCCCCUGACAGCUUUGAUAAUGUCACUGACUCUGGCAUCGAGGAGGUGGACAGUCGGAGUAGUAGUGACCAUCACUUAGAGACAACCAGCACUAUCUCAACAGUGUCCAGCAUCUCCACCUUGUCCUCGGAGGGGGGUGAGAACGUGGAUACUUGUACAGUCUAUGCAGAUGGGCAAACAUUUCUGGUGGACAAGCCCCCAGUACCUCCUAAGCCAAAAAUGAAGCCCAUAAUCAACAAAAGCAAUGCACUUUACAAGGACGCGCUGAUCGAGGAGACCGUGGACAGCUUCGUGAUCCCUCCUCCCGCGCCACCCCCACCUCCGGUCAGCGUGCAGCCCAACGCCCCCAAAGUUGCUCCCCAAAGGACAUCUAAGCUGUGGGGCGACGUGCCGGAGGUGAAAAGCCCGAUCCUCUCAGGCCCCAAGGCUAACGUUAUUAGUGAGUUGAACUCAAUACUGCAGCAGAUGAACAGAGAGAAGUCCUCAAAGCCAGGGGAAGGACUGGAGUCGCCGACGGGAACCAAAACUGCCAGUCUCAGUACAAGGAGCACAGAAGUCAUGAGCACUGUCUCAGGUACACGAAGUACAACAAUCACUUUCACUGUCCGGCCUGGAAGCAGCCAGCCCAUCACCCUGCAGAGCAGGUCCCCAGACUACGACAGCAGGACCUCAGGAGCAAGACAUGCUCCAAGCCCUGUGGUUUCACCAACAGAGAUUAAUAAAGACAUCCUGCCUGCUCCUCUGAGUGCUUCUGCUUCAGCUUCAUCUCCUUCUCCAACUCUGUCCGAUGUAUUUAGCCUACCCAGCCAACCCCCAUCCGGGGACUUAUUUAGCCUGACCACAGGGCGCAGCAGGUCUCCUUCUCCCUCGAUACUGCAACAGCCAAUCUCAAAUAAGCCUUUUACAACUAAGCCUGUCCACCUGUGGACUAAACCAGACGUGGCAGAUUGGUUGGAAAGUCUAAACUUAGGUGAACAUAAAGAAACAUUUAUGGACAAUGAAAUAGAUGGCACUCAUUUACCAAAUCUACAGAAGGAAGAUCUGAUAGACCUUGGAGUGACUAGAGUUGGGCACAGAAUGAACAUAGAAAGAGCUUUGAAGCAGCUGCUGGACAGAUAA